Molecule: messenger RNA, 140 nt
Organism: Vairimorpha ceranae
Lineage: Eukaryota; Fungi; Microsporidia; Nosematidae
Exons: 1
Source: RefSeq, a predicted model, not a curated record
AUUGUCAACAUUAUUUAAAUUCAAGCAAGCUUGUUAUUAUUAAAGGAAAAAUAGUCGCAGUGAUUUAUAGAUGUGUUAAAAGAGGUGCCAAAAAUGGCACUUUUUGUUUUAUUCUAAUUUUUUCAAGAAAAGUAACUUAA